Molecule: messenger RNA, 1087 nt
Organism: Toxotes jaculatrix (banded archerfish)
Lineage: Eukaryota; Metazoa; Chordata; Actinopteri; Toxotidae
Gene: khdrbs3
Product: KH domain containing, RNA binding, signal transduction associated 3
Exons: 9
Coding region: 1-1023 (340 amino acids)
Biological process (GO): regulation of alternative mRNA splicing, via spliceosome
Cellular component (GO): nucleus
Molecular function (GO): mRNA binding
Source: RefSeq, a predicted model, not a curated record
AUGGGGAGCGAAAAGUACUUGCCGGAGCUUAUGGCAGAGAAGGACACGCUGGAUCCGUCUUUUCAGCACUCCCUACGGCUACUGGAUCAAGAGAUUGAAAAGAUUCAGAAGGAUGAGGGGAAGGAAGAGGAGAAGUUCAUCGACGUCGUCAUCAACAAGAACAUGAAACUGGGCCAGAAAGUUUUAAUACCAGUCAAGCAGUUUCCUAAAUUUAACUUUGUCGGCAAACUCCUCGGGCCACGCGGGAACUCGUUAAAGAGACUACAGGAGGACACUCUCACAAAGAUGUCAAUUCUCGGAAAAGGAUCCAUGAGAGACAAAGAAAAGGAAGAAGAGCUACGGCAGAGCGGCGAGGCCAAAUAUCACCACCUGAACGAAGACCUGCACGUCCUCAUCGAGGUGUUUGCUCCGCCAGCUGAGGCCUACGCGAGGAUGGGUCACGCUCUGGAAGAGAUCAAGAAGUUCCUCAUACCAGAUUACAAUGAUGAGAUCAGACAGGCCCAGCUGCAGGAGCUCACAUACCUGAACGGCGGCUCGGAGGAUGCCAAGGUGCCAUCGGUGCGGGGCAAGUCAGCCGCCCGUGGAAGAGGGACACCUGUUCCAGGGCCUCCCAGGAGUCGAGGAGGAGUUCCUCCCCUGCAUGCAGCAGUGCCCCGAGGAGCUGCACCUAGAGGAGCCCCUCCCAGCCGGGUUCCAUCCUCCAGAGGGAGGGGGGUGCAGAGAGCCAGAGGUGCCCCACCAGCUGCUGGAUACCGGCCGGCUCCUCCCAUAGUCCAGGACACAUAUGGAGAAUACGAAUAUGAUGAUGGCUAUGGAACAGCUUACGAUGACCAGGGAUACGAAUCGUAUGACAACAACUACAAUAAUCAAGGACAAAACUCAGAUGACUACUAUGAAUAUGGACACAGUGGGGAGUCGUAUGAUUCGUAUGGUCAGGAGGAGUGGGCAAACAAUCGCAGCAAGGCACCGUCAGCACGAACAACCAAGGGAGUGUACAGAGAUCAGCCAUACUCCAGAUAUUGAACUGUUUAUACAGCCCGCACCUGAGUCCUCAUGGCUGUUUCAACCCAAGUAAUGGAUUUUUUAU